UACUUCAACUCGUAGAAUAUAUGAAAUUUGGAAAAAACAUGCUGAAGGCAUACCUUUGCGCAAACAGCAACUAAUACAUAGUGUUGUUUCUUCUGAAAUAAUAUCUGAAAAUAAUACUUCAGAUAGAAAGUCAAAGAAAAGAAAACCAGGAUCCAGUUCUAGAUCUGUUUGGGUAUCUGAUUCAGUAAAUAUUCCGAUAAAAAAAGUAGUUAAAAUGGAUGAUUUACAAGCUAGGCUUGCACAAAAUCGCAAAGAAAGAGAAGAAGCUAAACGUGAGAUGAAAAGAGUCUUAGAUUCCAACUAA
Molecule: messenger RNA, 304 nt
Organism: Ambispora leptoticha
Lineage: Eukaryota; Fungi; Glomeromycota; Glomeromycetes; Archaeosporales; Ambisporaceae
Source: the annotation of a GenBank genome assembly